AUGCCGUCUCAAUCAUCUCAAAGCUUAAACGUCAUCGCCCUAAUCUCAGGCGGCAAAGACUCCCUCUACUCCAUCCUGCACUGCAUCCGCAACGGCCACAAAGUUGUCGCAUUAGCAAAUUUACAUCCAGAAUUAAGGCAAAACACCCAAUCAGCCGAAAAUGAUGACGAAGAAGCCGACAUAGACAGUUUCAUGUACCAAACAAUCGGUCACAGCGUAAUCCCUCUAUAUGAAUCCGCGCUUGGCAUCCCACUUUACCGUGCUGCCAUCACUGGCGGGGCAGUCGAUACCUCCAGAGUGUACCGACACGAUACCGCAGACCAAGCUGCUGAGAGUGGAUCCAGUGCAGCUGAAACUACAACAGACGAGACCGAAUCUCUCGUUCCACUCUUGCGUCGGGUGAUGGAAGCUCAUCCCGAAGCAAAUGCUGUUUCGGCUGGUGCUAUCUUGUCUACGUAUCAGCGGACAAGAAUCGAGAAUAUUGCUGGUAGAUUGGGUCUUGUUCCGCUCGCUUGGUUGUGGAAGUAUCCCUCGCUCCCGGCGCCGGUUGAGCGCGAUGCUGAUCCCCUCGCUGUUAGUGAGGCGGGCUUACUUGAGGAUAUGGCGGCGGUGGGGUGCGAUGCUAGGAUGAUUAAGGUUGCGUCGGGUGGAUUGGACGAUGGGUAUCUGUGGGAAAAUGUUUCUGGAUCUGGGAACCCAGGGCGCGUAUUGCGGAGACGAAUGACAAGGGGGAUGGGGAGGUUUGCGGCGGCGGAGGAUAUUAAGGGAGCGGUUUUGGGUGAGGGGAGGAUUGAAAUCGAGGGACGGAACGUUGGGAGUGGAGAGGGGGGUGUUGGUUAUUUGAAGUUGAAGGGGGCGAAAUGCGUCCCAAAGUUGGCGGAGGAGGGAGAGAAGAAACUUGAGCCCAAGGAUGUGAGAAGGCCGGCUUUUUUGGAUGCACAAUUUACGGCUGCGUUGAAGGAUGUCUCUGUUGCAUUGACUGAGCCGGAGUUAGCGGACACAGAUUUGAUGUUUAGCAAGAAUACGGCUUCAGCGCCUGCUUGGUCUGUCUGCGAGCCAACUUAUUAUCGAUCUGCAUCGACAUGGACGAUGGCGAACUUGAUGGCCCCAGAGGCUGGCCCUGAUGCUGGUGAGCAGAUGAAUGCAAUUGUCGACAAAGUGCAGCUUGCGAUGAAGUCUUUUACUGCUGAUUCGGGAACGCGCUCGACAGAAGACAUCGUCUUUGCUACAGUGUUGCUGCGCUCAAUGGCAGACUUCGCCCUGAUGAAUAAUGUUUACGUCUCGCUAUUCAAGAAACCCAAUCCCCCUGCCCGAGUCACCGUCGCAUGUGGUGAUUCACUUCCGUCCAAUGUGAAGGUGAUGGUUUCCUUCGUGGUGAACUUGGGAUCGCGCAAUCGGCGCCAGGGCCUCCACGUUCAAUCGCGAUUCCCCCUUGAACCGGCUUCUAUGGAGGUGGCCACCGAAGGAAAGUCGUGGCUCGAGGAUUACCGUCUACGGGCCGUACUGGCUCUCCAACACCUGUGGCGAAUUGGUGAAGAAUUGGAAGUGGACUGGUGGUUAGGAGCCGUUGCAUUUUUGACGGGUGGGGAGCACAUUCAGACCCAAGCCCAGGUGGCGUGGCAUCUUUGGAAGAAGAUGCAUACACGGCCUGAUGAUGCCGAGGAUGACGACUCAGAUGAGGGCCCACAGCUUGAUGCGUGGGACAUAAAGUAUGGAGGCCGGGCGGAUGAGCUCGUCCCUGAAGCUGUUUCUGCCACUUUGCCCAAAUUCUCUGUUCUUGACGAAGACACUCCUACUAUCUCGCCAUUCCUUGCCGUCGAAGUUGAUGAGCUUCCUCGAGGCAGUGAUAUCGAAUGGCAGGGCCUGGGUAGCCGCUGUCAAAAAGCUCAACUGGAGAGCAACCAGGACUCGACCUCUGCGACUAUCGAUGGCAGAUACAGCUAUAUUUGCCAAGAGUAUAUCAACGACGAAUCCUUGGGCUCCUUGGAAGACAGAGUGCGCUCAGCUAUAAGCACACACUGUCAGACACAAGGUAUCUCCCAGGCGAUUCUUUACACCAGAGAACCUGUGGCUGAGGAUCUCUGGCCAGGCCAGGUAGUGCCAUGCCGGUCCAUUUGGGGUCGGGAAGGGCAACCAUUAAAAGCUGCAGUGGUUAUACAGAACGAGCAUGACUCAAUUUGA
This is a messenger RNA of Penicillium longicatenatum, 2181 nucleotides long. RefSeq names its product diphthine--ammonia ligase family protein. The coding region runs from base 1 to 2181 and encodes 726 amino acids. Gene Ontology annotation, molecular function: diphthine-ammonia ligase activity. The transcript has 3 exons. The record is from RefSeq and is a predicted model, not a curated record. NCBI's taxonomy places the organism in Eukaryota, Fungi, Ascomycota, Eurotiomycetes, Eurotiales, Aspergillaceae. Gene Ontology annotation, biological process: protein histidyl modification to diphthamide.